Molecule: messenger RNA, 2172 nt
Organism: Xiphias gladius (swordfish)
Lineage: Eukaryota; Metazoa; Chordata; Actinopteri; Istiophoriformes; Xiphiidae
Gene: dynll2a
Product: dynein, light chain, LC8-type 2a
Exons: 3
Coding region: 145-414 (89 amino acids)
Biological process (GO): cilium assembly; microtubule-based process
Cellular component (GO): cytoplasmic dynein complex
Molecular function (GO): dynein light intermediate chain binding; dynein intermediate chain binding
Source: RefSeq, a predicted model, not a curated record
CAUCAUCUAAACGUCCCCCCCCCUCACCACCACCACCACCACCACCCUCUGGCUGGGCGAAACUUAUUUUUUGCAAGGCAGUGUUUCCGGGCGGCUGAAGUGAGGGCAGGCACUCGUCCACCGUCGCCAUCCCCAUCCUCAACCAUGACGGACAGGAAAGCCGUGAUCAAGAACGCCGACAUGUCCGAGGACAUGCAGCAGGACGCCGUGGACUGUGCCACCCAGGCCAUGGAGAAGUACAACAUAGAGAAGGACAUCGCGGCUUACAUCAAGAAGGAGUUUGACAAGAAGUACAACCCCACCUGGCACUGCAUCGUCGGGAGGAACUUCGGCAGCUACGUCACCCACGAGACAAAGCAUUUCAUUUACUUCUACUUGGGCCAAGUGGCCAUCUUGCUCUUCAAGUCUGGCUGAGAAGUUUCUUAUGGGUGUUUAGGAGUUUUUCUCCCCGAGCCUAAAGAGGAAAUGCACUGGUGGCUGAUGUCUCCCAUACACUAAUAAUGACAUACCAUAACGAUGCAAAACCGGCCGUGCGCAAUUGCAUGGACUAUACACUAUUUAAUAUGUAUGUUACAGUAAGUUUACUUUUUGAUAGUCGCCAUUUGAAGGCAACUGAAGUAGUUUUUGUUGAUGCUGUUAAAUUAUAGGUUGUAAAAGAUUUCAACUUGGCCCCUUGAUUGUAUGACAAAGGAAAGCUGUAGAAUGUAGUGGUGCAUCUGCUUUCCCUCACAAGUGGCACUGCCAGGCCCUGUUAAGAGACUCCGUCUCUCGGUUUAGAUGGUAAAAUCAUACUGCGUGCAAGUGUUUUAACAAUUAAUUAUCAAGAUUUUAACCUGUGAUCAUGAAAAGAGGUUAAUGGGGCAAAACUGUCAGGCGCUAUUCACAUGGCGAGUUGGUGACUUCCCAGCGAGAACAUUAACGUUAACCCGGCAGCAUGAGUACCAUUUAUUACGGCUGUCUUACUAAUUUAAAGGAAUUAUGUUGUCUGGAGAUGCAUAUACAAAAACUUUUAUUAUUUUCAAUUUGGAUUUAAAGCAAAUCCCCAACAGAAGUGAAUUUUUUUAGCAGCAGCUUUCAGAAAAGAUGUCACAACAUCCAACACGUGACAUUUUGGAACCAACACGAGCCACUGCAAGCAUUUCCAGGGAUGUUUUGUUUGUUUAAAUUUUCACUGUGAAGAAUGACAGAGUAAAUAAAGCUCACGUACACAGACCUUAGCCUGUAAUGUCUCUACAGACCGGUUACGAAAAUCUCCCAACUCACCUACAUAGAUUUCAGUCUUAUAAUCCUGUGUUUCUGCAUGUUUGGAGGAUAAUAACCACAAUUUCUUUAACUGUCAGACACAAACAAAAGCUCAUCUUGGAAGCUAAAUAAUGCAAAUUAUUUAGCUCUCACUUUUUUUAGCUUUCACUUUUUGACUAUGUAGAUAUUGGACUGAGCCGAUGUGUGUCCUGUCCCAGUAAUUGCUCUAAAGCAGCGUUUAGGAAGGUGAUUUAGAUAGAAAACAUCUUCAGUCAACUCUACCAAGGCUACCAACACCCCUGUGUUUCAGAUGAGUGUGUCGUCUUAUGUGGCUUGUGAUUCUUUCAAGUUGCAUUAUCCCCAACCUUUAUUUCUGCAUUGCCAGUGUACUGCCAGACCUACAAGAAAGACAAAGCAUGUGGUGUUGGGACUUCCUGAAUCAACCGCAAGAAGGUAUAACUCUUGUCUAGAACACUGUUUUGGGGUUUUCAUUUUUUUAUGUCAGUAUAAUUAGUUUGAAAUGGCAAUGCACAGUGUCUGGAUGUUGAUGAAAUGUGUACAUUGGGAGGGCAGAUUGGAGAGAUUUAGUCCAUGGAAUUGGAUAACACCACACAUUUCUCGCUGCGGGUUUAAUCAGUUGCUCUCCCCCAUAUUCCAGCUAUGGGUGAAAUGUGUAUCUCUCAAGUGUUAGCUUGGAUUGUUUUUAAGGGAUGUCUUCCUAACUAUUGUUAACGUAACCUGAUUUAGUAUUGUUUUCCUCUGGCAUGUGUUUUUGCUGUGUAUAUGUAGGAGCCGUUCCAAUGCUGUUAAAUUUGCACAAAACGUGUGCCUGUCAUUGCUCUCAACUGUAACCGGCUUGAGUACAAUUGCACUUCAUUAAAAUUAUCCAGUAGGUUGCUACAGAACCAAAAUCGUAUAAACGCGAUAAAA